Molecule: messenger RNA, 1386 nt
Organism: Penicillium robsamsonii
Lineage: Eukaryota; Fungi; Ascomycota; Eurotiomycetes; Eurotiales; Aspergillaceae
Exons: 7
Coding region: 1-1386 (461 amino acids)
Biological process (GO): secondary metabolite biosynthetic process
Molecular function (GO): monooxygenase activity; FAD binding
Source: RefSeq, a predicted model, not a curated record
AUGGUGUCCAAUGGUCAGGCCAAUGGCCAUAUUUCUCAGGCGUCCUUGAAGACCCCAACAUAUCCCAGCAAUUGCCUCAAAUUCUUAAAUGAUCCACUGGCAGGUGAAGGAACCAUCCCUGCACAGGUCCGCCUAAACAUUAUUGUCGUCGGGGCCGGACUUGGCGGACUAGCAACAGCCAUCGCGCUUGCAAGCUCUGGCCACACCGUGACUGUCUACGAGCAAGCACAGAAGCUCGGAGAAGUCGGCGCUGGUAUCCAAAUCCCAUCCAACUCAACUCGUCUCCUAAGCAGACUCGGCCUAGACCCGUACCUGAAGGAGUAUGUGACUGAGCCCGGGUCCAUUUCUUUCCGACGCUGGCAAUCAGGAGAUGUCAUUGGGCUCACGCAACUCAUCCCGAACUUCCGAGAACAGUUCGGCGCACCAUACUAUGUGAUCCACCGCGCAAACUUCCAUUCUGCGCUGCAUAAACGCGCCCUAGAUCUGGGUGUUACGGUUAAGGUUGCUUCGCGGGUUGUCGGAUAUAAUGUCGAAGGGCCAAGUAUCGUUCUUGGGAAUGGCGAAACUGCUUCGGCUGAUUUGGUCGUUGCCGCUGACGGUGUCAAGUCGGUUGCUCGUGGAACCAUGGACGAGAGCAGCAAGCCAUCUUUCGAGAAGACUGGGUUCGCAGCCUACCGAGCUACUGUAGACGUGGAGCGCAUUAAAGAAGACCCAGAACUUGCUUGGCUGUUGGAAAAGCCAGCUCUCAAUAUCUGGAUUGGCGAUCAACGGCACGUAAUGACAUACACCAUCGGGGCCGGCAAGUCUUUCAACAUGGUUCUUUCGCAUCCAGAUGACAGUGAUCCUUCAACCUGGGAUCAGGUAAAUACUCUCAGUGAUAUGAGGCGCGAGUUCCAGGGAUGGGACAGCCGACUCGAGAAAAUCAUCGGACUCAUCGAAAAAACUAUCAAAUGGCCACUGAUCAGUGGAGUCCCCUUGCCUCGCUGGGUGAAUGGCAAGGUAUUGAUCCUAGGAGAUGCAGCACAUGCAAUGCUGCCUUAUAUGUCACAAGGCGCGGCAAUGGCCGUCGAAGACGGCGCAGCACUCGCACGCUCUCUGUCCAAAAUCGGGAACGCCGCAGACAUCCCCAAAGCAUUGGGUAUUUUCGAGCAGAUCCGCAUUGAGCGAGCUGGAAUGAUGCAGGAGGCGAGUCUUCUGAAUGGAAAGCUGUGGCAUUUCGCCGAUGGGUCGCUUCAGGAAGCCCGUGAUGCAGCUAUGAAGCCUGAGACUUUGGGGUUGCCUUCCAGCCACAGCCCUAACCAGUGGAGUGAUCCGGCGACCCAGAUAUGGUGCUAUGGAUAUGAUGCCGAGCAAGAGAUUGAUCAAGCUUGGAAGUCGGAAUUGUAG